GCAUCCACCUUUGUGUAUAUUUGAGUAUUUGUGAAGGAAAAUAUGAGUCGAGGAGGAAGUUACGGCGGCGGACAGAGUUCACUUGGCUACUUGUUUGGUUCAGAUCAGCAGCCGAGCCAAACUCCAGUCUCCCCUCCAGUGAUCAAGGCACCAUGGGAUGAUGACAACAGCACCAAGACACCCCCAAACAAUUCUUCAAAGAAACUAAACGUCUCAAACAAUUAUCACAGAGCUCAGGGGCAGAAUUCAGGCAACUUCCUAACUGAUCGUCCAACAACAAAAGUUCAGUCAGCUCCUGGGGGAGAAUCAUCUCUUGGCUACUUGUUUGGAGACAAGUAAUUGAUGCUUUGCUUCGUUCUUCCAACUCUCACAAUGUAGUAUAUGAUGAAGGUUUGCAAUGUAUCCAUAAAUAAGGGUUUCUGUUCCCAUCAAGCAGAGUGUUUUAAUCGUAAAAUUAGUGUGAUGUGAAUAUAAACAAUAAAGUGUGGUAAUGCUUUUUUAACCAUAUAUAUAUAUAUAUGUUGGGUUGUACUUUAAGUACCGGAAGAAAGUUGGCUGUAUCAUAUUCCUAAGUUGAAUUUUAUAUUAUUACUUUAAUCA
Molecule: messenger RNA, 600 nt
Organism: Hevea brasiliensis (rubber tree)
Lineage: Eukaryota; Viridiplantae; Streptophyta; Magnoliopsida; Malpighiales; Euphorbiaceae
Product: protein SPIRAL1-like 5
Exons: 2
Coding region: 43-339 (98 amino acids)
Biological process (GO): cortical microtubule organization
Cellular component (GO): cortical microtubule, transverse to long axis
Source: RefSeq, a predicted model, not a curated record